AUGGCCGUCCUCUGCAUCUCGCCGUGCUGGUCUCUACUCCCCGGCCAAAAAGAUGAGGAGGAAGUACACUCUGACAAUCAGGCUGUUGGGAAUGAUCUUAGUGACGAUGACCUAAUACAAAUCGGUGACAACUAUGUCCAUGUGGCUGAUCAAUUGGAGGAGAUGGUGCGUGAUGCCAUGGGGUACAAUGGGCAUACUAUUUUGGAGUUUGAGAAACUUAAAAAGUUGGCGACAGACAUGAAGACACCACUCUAUCCGGGCUGCAAAGGGAAGUACACGAAACUCUUCGCAUCACUCAAACUUCUCCAACUGAAAGCAACCCACCAUAUGACUGAUUGGGGUUUCAAGGCUUUGUUGGACCUGCUAAGGGACAUGUUGCUAGAAGGGAAUGAGAUACCUAUGACAACCUAUGAGGCCAAGCAAAACAUUUGCCCUUUGGGAUUGGAGGUCGAGAAGAUACAUGCUUGUAAGAACGACUGCAUUCUAUUUCGUGGCUACCAUGCUAACGACACUGAAUGUCCAAAGUGUCAAACGGCUCGAUAUAAGCGAAGAAAUGAUGGUGGUGAUGAGCCAGGCAUUGAUAUCGACGUGUAUCUGAGACCAUUGGUGGAUGAUCUGAAAAUACUAUGGCCAGAAGGUGUUCAGGUCUACGAUGCGUACAAAAGAGCACCCUUCACACUACGUGGCCUUCUCUUCACCACCAUCACUGAUAUACCAGGAGGCCAUUCUGUGUCUGGGCAGUGCAAAGGCGAAAAGGACUAUCCCCUCUGUUUAGAUGACACUGAGACUCUUUGGCUCAACAACUCAAAGAAACAGAUGUACGUCUGUCAUCGACGCUUCCUUCCUGAUUCACAUGCAUACAGACAGAUGAAACGCCAAUUUGAUGGCAUGAGAGAGUUAGCCAAAGCUCCGAGGCAUUUCAGUGUGGCUUAUGUCUACAGUCAGGUCAACGAUCUCCCAAAUGCCCAUGGCCAGAAAAGCACUACUACACUUGGAAAGAGAAAGCGCGACAAAGAAGCAGUUGAUCCAAAGAUCAGGUGGAAGAAGAAGUCAAUACUGUGGGAGCUACCUUACUAG
Molecule: messenger RNA, 1077 nt
Organism: Panicum virgatum (switchgrass)
Lineage: Eukaryota; Viridiplantae; Streptophyta; Magnoliopsida; Poales; Poaceae
Exons: 3
Coding region: 1-1077 (358 amino acids)
Source: RefSeq, a predicted model, not a curated record